Messenger RNA from Folsomia candida, 3517 nucleotides. RefSeq names its product protein FAM91A1. The transcript has 15 exons. The record is from RefSeq and is a predicted model, not a curated record. NCBI's taxonomy places the organism in Eukaryota, Metazoa, Arthropoda, Collembola, Entomobryomorpha, Isotomidae. The coding region runs from base 306 to 3041 and encodes 911 amino acids.
ACUCACUCUCUAAUCAGUCUUGUCAACAGCAGACUUUUGCAGUCAUUUAGUCGACUUUCUCCUCACCCUGUUCCUCGGAGAAAAUUAAAAAUAUUUAUAGAAACGUCUAUUCGACAACUAUCCCCCACCCACCACAAAAUCCAACAAGUCGGAAUUUACUUGUGAUGAAGUGCACAGAUAAUUUCUCAUCGCAAUGUUAUAAUUAAUUGAUAGUAGUCGCGAAAGAACGACAUAUUCAAUAUGAUGAUUUAAAAUCAUCUGGAGGCCGAAUAAUUUAAUAGUUUUGUAAAGGAAAAGCAGUGAAAAUGAUGUCCCAGUCGAUGUCAUGGGUAUCAAUGGACCUCUCGCCUGAGGUGGAGACCGUGAUAAGCAAAUCUUUGGCCUGGGUUAAAACACCUCAGAAAAUCAAAGAGGUGUUCGGAAAUUCUCAAAAAGGAUAUGAGAAAGCUGUGCACGCUUAUAGUAUCAGGAACCAAUUAAGACAUUCUGAAAAUCUUGUGAAACAAAUAAAUAAGAACGAGGCCAAAUAUUAUGAAGACAUUGUAUCUUACAGCAAAGAGAAGCUCAUGUUGUAUCCGUAUCAUUUAUCGGACAAGGUCGUCAGGGGCCUGCGGAUCACGCCAUUCGAAUACUACUCAAGUAUUCUAGAGAAAACUAUGGAACACGAAAAAAGCUACGAUUCUUUGCCAAAUUUUACAGCAGCCGAUUGCUUAAGGCUACUAGGAAUCGGAAGAAAUCAAUAUAUCGAACUAAUGAAUCAACAUCGAUCCAGCAGAAAAUUGUUUCGAAAGAAGCCUGUCAAGGAACUUUUACCCACAAAACCUAUCGAUAUCAAUAUCGAGCCCUGGUUUUUGGUGCAGCCUGGCUGCAUCCUCGAAGAUGACAUUGCAUUGAUAAAACCAAAUGAACGAGUGCUAAUAGACAAUAUUGUUGACCAUGGACGUCAGAUAGCUGGGACGCUUGAAUAUGACUGCGUCCACAGUUUGUAUAGAAAAGGAUUAGUUUAUGUUGAUGUUCCGAUUGACAAUGAUGACUAUAUCGUAGUACCGCCAUUAGAAGGCUUCGUGAUGAAUAGAGUGCUUGGGGAUUACUUUGAAACUCUUCUAUACAAAAUAUUUGUUUCAAUUGACGAACACACUACAGUGAAAGAGCUGGCAACGGUUUUGGACAUGGAUGUCCAAAACAUUAAAAAUGCCGUAUCAUUAUUUUGUCGACUAGGAUUUGCGUACAAGAAACAAACUGGUGUUGACCUCAAUUCGUUGGAUCCGUCUUGGAAAACUCAUGUGUCUCAAAUCAAAAGCCGAACAUACACAGCACCUGAAGAAUCCCUCCUCGUUGAGCUUGAAUCCGCUGUUGCUGAAGAUGACAGCUUUCCAUCAGAUGCAACAACAAAUAAGUCCAAGUCAUCCGCAUCUAUUGAAAGAAGCAAAUCCAGCAUGUCCAUUUCGAGUGAUAAUUCCUUCUUUGCACCCUCAAGCACUGUGGGCACUUCUAAGCGCAUUGCCUUUUUAUAUGACUCAACACUUACGGCGUUUCUGAUGAUGGGGAAUUUAAGCCAAGGAUUAAAAUCACAUGCAAUAACAAUGUUUGAAGUUGGAAAGAUGGCAGACGAGUCCCUAGACAGUUUUUUGACCGAGCUUGACAACGUAGAAAUUGUCGAAGGAGAAGGAGAAGCCCAACGCUAUUUCGAACAUGCCCGAACACUUAAAGACACGAUUUUAUUUUUGAGAAAUAAUCCUUCCAUGGGAUCGAUGGCCGUCGAUCUCCUAAGAUGUGAGAGUCUGCUGAACUUGGAUAGAAAUACAUGCAGUCGUCUGUUAAAGAAAAAUUACGAAUUAUUGGUUUCAAUGGCGCCUUUGAGUAAUGAGGUCGAGCUGCGAAGCUGUGAAGAACUUCCUCACUUCGGUCCUGUAAUUCCACAGAUAAAUUCAAUUUGGUUUAAAUUAUUUUUGUAUUCAGUUGCAAAUAGUGGGCCCACAUCGGUGCUGUUAUCUCGAGGAACACUUCUCUCGGAACUUCCGCUAGAACUUCGUGAAUGUGAUAAGAUUUUGGUAACUUCGUGGGGUCAUGACGGAGGGGUCAUACCAAGUGCGAAUGCACUGUUUACUUUAAAUGAUAUGUUAAAUCAUUCUGCCUUAUUUGUACAAGCUUAUGGAAUUAAUGGGGAAUCGUCUAUUAUCGUUGUCCCAUUUCCUUUUUCAAACAAGAGCAAGAAUGAUGACAAGAAAAGUAAUAUUUACACAAAAUGGGCAAAACAUCCUGCCAUUAUCAAGUUGAGUCGAGUUAUUGAUUUGGAACGAAAUUGUGGAUAUAUUACCAUGAUAAAUAUUUGUGGGUCGAAAUUCUCGAUGGCACACACAAACCAAGUUACACAUGAUAAUAGAAACAAAGAUUUGGUUGUUCAACCAAAACUUGAAGAUGUAUUAGAAGAGCCCUUAGGAAACGACGAAGAUGACAACUUGAGUGAAGAAGAUUAUCAUUUGGUCCGAAGCUCGAAUUCUAUUCCACCCAAAAAUGGUUUCACUGACGAAAUUUGCGAAAAAAUUUAUCAGGAAGAAAUUGAGAAUGAACUAUUUAAUGAUUGUCCACAAAAUGACACUACCACUUGCACAUCAUCUGAACCACAAGGGUUUGAUGCUCGUCAGCAGAAGCUAGAAUCACUUCGGUUAGACUUGAAAUUUGGAGAUUUAUCCGUAUUGGACAAAACAACAGAAUUAGAUCAUCAGAAUCUAGAAAAGAACCAAAGAACCAGCCAAGAAACAAAUUUGCGCUUUGAUGAUUGGACAAUACUAGAUUGUUACUUUGGCAUUCCUUUAUUUGACGCUGGGGUGAAUCAAAUUAUCUGUGACCGCAUGUUGAGCAAUGGAUUAUGGGACUCUUCCAGCUUGGAACAACUGGUGAAAUCAAAUUCAGAGUUGGCAGUCAAGUUAAAGGAGUUCAUCAAUACAUAUCAGGCACCUAGUACAUGGAGCGAAGAUGUGCCAUUACCAUCUAAAAAUUUCUAUUGCCACAAGGGUCGUCUUGUGGAGUUUUCUCCCUGAAAUCAACAAGGAAAUUAUUAACGUUAUGAACAUUUAUUCCGUAUUUUAUUCUUCUGUGACCAUCAUCUGUUAAUUGACAUUCCUAAUUAUAGUUGAUCUUUAUGAAUUAGCAUGCCAUUUAAGUAUCUGUACAAAUACAUAUUUAGAAAUUUAUUCUCUUAAGUUUUCUGACUACGGGUCAAAUAUUUAUAAACUACCGUCGCCUAUAUUGAUUUUAGUGAUAAUUGGUACCUGCUAAGAAAAUGACGCAUUCAAAUACCUACAUAUGUAUGCAUUUGCUUACAUAAGUAAAUACUACGCGUAGCUACAGUUUAAAUAUGGUAUACUGGUGAUUAAUUAAUUAAGAUAUUUUAUGAAACUGCAAUACAUGGUUAUACUUGACUUAUGUAAACUUGCUAAAUAAAUAAGUUAAACUUACAUAAUAAGUUAAUCAAAACAAAUUCCUAGUUCGGAAUAAAAAAGAACUUUCCAUCGUA